Molecule: messenger RNA, 1374 nt
Organism: Trichomonas vaginalis G3
Lineage: Eukaryota; Parabasalia; Trichomonadida; Trichomonadidae
Product: armadillo (ARM) repeat-containing protein family
Exons: 1
Coding region: 1-1374 (457 amino acids)
Source: RefSeq, a predicted model, not a curated record
AUGGCGGAUGCUGAAUAUAAGGAAGAUGAACAGACAACCCCUAUUCGAGAUCGUAUGCAAGAUCCAUCCAAUGAUAUUGAAAAUGAAGAAAAAGAAAGAAUAAUGUUCGAAUUUCAACAAAAUGUUACGAAUUUGCUUCGUAUUCGAAACUGGAAUUCCCCUGUUUUAGAAAAUUACCUCAAAAUAUUUAAUGACCAUAUCCAUAAAACUGAUAUAUCUCAAUAUUAUGAUUCAGAGCUUCAAGAAUUAUAUUCAUUAUUUCUCGAUUAUUUAGUUCCUAAUAACGAUCAUCUAAUCCUUUUAAUAAAAAUCAUCAAAAAUACCAUUCAACUUCAAAACAGAAGCAUUUCUGAGUACUUAAAUUCAAUUGGACUGUUAAAAUCUUUACAUGAUUGUUACCAGAUUGAUAAUUUAUUUGUCAAGAAGUACAUUCUUAGUGCCAUAGCUUAUUUAGCCUAUCAAUCACCAAUAAAUCAAAAAAAUGUUACUUUGAGAUUUCCAAUUGAAGAAAUGAAAGAUUCAUUUAUAAAUAUUGAUGAUCCUAGAAUUAGAUUCAAAAUUGUUUAUUACUUCUACGCAUGUUCAAAGUACACAUUGAAUUCUCAAGAAAUUAAAGUUAUGGAACAAGUCAUUUGUUAUUGCAUUGAUAAUAAAAUAGUCGAAACUUUUGAUAAUGUAUCCUCUAUUGCUCGUAAUCUAAUGAGAUUCAGAAUGGAACCAGAAUUACGUUUCAAAAUUCUUCUAAAGGUAUUUAAUCUUGUCGAUUACUCCCCCACAACUACUCAGAAUUGCUUGUUUUCUAUAGGAGAUGCUUCCAAAAAUCUUGAAAUGCAGAUAAUUCCAUUUGAUUUAGAUAAAGUGCUAGAAUAUCUAGGAGAAGAACGAGAUGAUGUUGUAGCUGCCAGUGCCGCUUAUUGUAUUUCAAUGUUGGCUCAUAAUCGUCCGGAAUUUUUUGUUAAUUGUAAUUUACUAGAUUUUGCUGCAAAAGUAAUGGAUUUAUAUGACAAUUCUCCAAUGGUUCCAAAGUUCUAUGUUUCUGAAGUUGUUAUUGCUUUGUCUCAUUUAAUGAACCAAAAAGAUCUUUUUGAUGCGAUUUUUAAGACUUCAUUAGUUGAUAUCAUCACAUUUAACAUUAGUUUCAAAUGCGAAAAAGCAGAUAUAAUUGCAGCUAUUGAUGAUUUGGAAAUUGUUGAAAAAAUUUUCCAAAGUGCGAAUUUGAAUAAUGAAGUUGCUUUGGUUCGUAGUAAAUUUGAAGACUGUGGAUUUGUUGACAUCGUUGAGAAUUUGAUUGACAGAUAUUCAAAUCAUUCAAUGAUGCAUAAGCAGAAUACCUUAAAAAUAGAUCAAAUUAUGUCAGCAUACUUUUCUGAUUAA